UCCAGUUUGAUAGUGUGGAGAAGUCUCGAAUGUCGCCUACCAAGGAUGGGAAAACCCGCCCGCUGCAGCGACACUCCAGCAACUGUCUGGUCAACACGAAGCUGUCUUCACUGGACCACUGCGGUUCCUCUCUCGGGGAGCGCAUCGACCCCACCAUGCCCCUGGAGAGCCAGUUCUGGUACCAUGGAGCGAUCAGCCGGACAGACGCAGAGUCUCUGCUCAGGCUGUGUAAGGAGGCCAGCUACCUGGUGAGGAACAGCGAGACCAGCAAGAACGACUACUCCCUCUCCCUCAAGAGCAGCCAGGGCUUCAUGCACAUGAAGCUGUCACGGACGAAGGAGAGCAAGUACAUCCUGGGCCAGAACAGCUGCCCGUUUGACAGCGUGCCUGAGAUCAUCUAUUUCUACUCUAGCCGCAAGCUGCCCAUCAAGGGUGCCGAACACAUGUCCCUGCUGUACCCCGUAGCCAUCAGGACACUAUAGUGCUCCGGGUCACCGGCAGGCCCCUGCCGUACCCACCGGGCAACCCUGUGGCUCCACGCUUCCUGUCCCUCUGGACAGUGCCCAGAAGGCUCAUGGGAAUUCGAACAGUGACAUCCCAAAACUGCUGAUUCUAACUCACCUCACUAGCCGACGGAUUCCAGACCUGUUCUGAAGGCCUACUGCAUAUUAUCUUACACAUGCUGUACAGACUCAAAGAGGCAGAAGGCUUUAUUAUUUUAUUUUAUUUUAUUUAUGACGGACACCCACUUCAUCACAUCACAGACUGACCACCUGAUGAACAUCAUUUCACUGAUUCUUCAGCUGAUUUCCCUAAGCACUUAUCACUCAUAGAAAAAGAGAGGUACAACAUUGUAACAUGUGUCACUGGGGUGUACCUUUUCUCAGAAAAUGUUUUAUCUUAGGAGUGCACAUCAUAAGAAUAGUGUAUGCUCAUUUGGUUAGGCUCUGUUGAUUCUGUAAUUGUUUGUAAGAGGACUUGAAGAUUGUAAGAGCCGUGUAAGGGAAGCAACAUUUAUGAGGCCUGUUGAGGGAUAUUGUCCACAUGGGCCUCAUACAGCGGUCUGGAUAUUGAAUACACUGGCCUUGUAUGAAUAGUGUGUCCCCAGCUGUGUGGAAAUAACAGGCCUGUGAGCAGUGCACGCUGAUCUCUCUAUCUUGUCAAAGUACAUGCUGUCUGCUAUCCAUCACCGAGGGGGUGUAUCACACCAAUGACGGUGUAAGUACCAUGGUGGCGAGACAGGCAGGAGAUCAUGAUGGAUGGGUCAACUCAUCUGACACAGUACAAUGGGCCGAGGCUAGAGACCAGAGCCUGUCCAAAUGGACCAAAUUAGCCCGGCGACCCCUCCUUAGAAUGGCUUUGCAUCUGGAGAAUGAAAUAUGCCUGCAUUGUCUACCUCAGAAAAUCAAUUUCAUUCGCCCAUCUGCAGAUCAAUAGGUACAAUGGGAUUUCAGACAUCGAUCUGCUCUCCCUAUGACAUUCCCAAUUCCCUUAAAAUGACAUCAUCAGUUUAUGGAUAUGUUUUUUAAAUACAAGAUUUCUUUUUAAUGAAAAUCUAAAGUAGAUUUUUCAGAUCAGCAAUUGUAUGUAUAGUAGUCACUAAUAUGAAACUGUGUGAUGUCAGUAACAGAUGUUUGGUUAAUGCCUUAUAAUGCAUGGGUCGAAUCAGUCCGCUAGAUCAGCUGAUUUCCAGUUCUGCUUUUAACGAUUGUUCUGUGACUGUAAUUUAUUCUGGGGUAAUUAUUACUGAUGUGUUAAUCCUUUGUGAUGGCCCGUCGGCCCCUUGGCCCUCAUUGUUCUGUAACGAUGUGAUCGUGUUUUUUUGGGACUACUCCAGCCUCUUUACCUGUGGUGCUUUGCAUUUUUGUUGUUCCAAAUUCUGCUCAACGCACGUUUGCCUCAGUGGCCUGACUUUGGGAAACAAGUCACGGUGUCUCCUGACCAAGGGGAUUGUCAAACCUCACAUGAGAGACGAUCGCAUAUUCUCCUCCGGACCAAUCACAGCGCAGCCUGUUAGAACCAGAAAAAAAACAUGCCUACCUUCAACUUUUCAUGCUUCUUCUUUGCAUUAAAAUGGCUCAAUCAUCUACCCUUUACUACUAGAUGUGCAUACAUGUGUGAAUGUGAUGAGUAUGCAUGUGUCCAACCCGUCCAACAUGAAAUGAAAAAUGUUAUGUAUGCAUAUGAGAAUGUGUGCGCAUACUUUUUGAGUUCCAGUGUUUUUAAUCCUGCUGGUACAAACUGGGAACAGCCCUUUCUUGAAGUCUUAGGUUGUCAGAACCGUAUUUUUUCCUUAUUGGAAUCAAGAAACUAGAAGUCAGCCCAAUGACUCGUUUUAUUUGAAUGGCCUCUUGUAUUCUUUUACAACCACAUUAUAUUUAAGCAACUCAUAGGACUGUUAUGUGGGCUGCUCUCUGAUGAAAUAAUACUACUUCUGACUAAUAACAACAACAAAAAGCUCAGUCUAAGCAGAGGGCCUAAUGUUUGUAGCACUACACAGGAAACCCUUUUCAGUCUUAUGAGUUUCACAUUUCUGUGGUUUAAUGAGCAAAUCCCAGUUACAAUGAAAAUGACGGGGGGCUUUGGUCCAAGGUGAAGACACUAUGAAUAAGAAACAGACUUAAGCGAGCAUGACCACUGUAAAUACAAAGUCAAUACUUAUUGACACUGCUGUGUGCUAUGCAACUUUAAACUGCUGUCAUUGAAGGGAAAUGUAUUGGAGUGUGUGCCUCCACCAAAUGUUUAUGACAAAUGUGAUGGUACAAGAUGUCCACCGGGAAGAGAUUUAUCAGCAGAAUGUUUGAUGUGUUGAAGAGAAUAGUCGGCAGAAAGACGUUUAUUUAGUUGGUGUAGUAAGUGAGCAGACAUCAGAUAGUAACCUCUGCAGCUUUAUUAAGGAACGGUAUGUUGUUGAAGUGGACCUAUGUAUUUUCUUGAUAAAAGAUAUCCUAAGAAGAAAUGCAAAUGAAAUAAACUAUGUGUGAUGUAUCCUCUGUGUUCCCUGUUUAAGAUAACAAAGGUUGAGAGUAGAGGCUCUUAAGUUACUGCUGCUGCUGCUGAUGAAAAUGACUCUACUAAAAGGAAAGAGCCUGUGUGUGACAGCCGCACUGCCCCGAGAGAGGCCUUAGCUAUAUGGAGAAAGGGAAAUGGAUGUAAGGAGGGGAGACAGAGGGGAGGGUGUUCUGACAGGGGGGGGAUUUGCUGCAAUCAGCAGACCCACUCUUCACAUAUGUCUAUCAUUAGAACCUGAAAGAGCCCUUCUCCUCCCUCAGAAGUGUCUUAAAGUGUGCUUGUGUGCAUGCAUAAAGAAGUGUGAGUGUGUGUGUGAGCAACCAUCAGCCCCGUGUGUAUCUUGUGUUUCACUUUACUGUGCUAAAGUGGCAUGUAUGAGUUUCCUUUGUGUACAUGUCCGUGCCACGUAUGUAUGCACUACUAUAACAUAUCUCUGUACAGUCCCUCAUGGCCAAAUGUAUAUACUGAAUGUAAUGUAUGGGGACAAGAGGCAUCAAGGUUCAAAAUAAAUAAAAUUGGGUUUAUGAGUUAAUGUGUGAUAUAAUGUCUGAGUUCUAUUAUUU
Molecule: messenger RNA, 3575 nt
Organism: Notothenia coriiceps (black rockcod)
Lineage: Eukaryota; Metazoa; Chordata; Actinopteri; Perciformes; Nototheniidae
Product: SH2 domain-containing adapter protein F
Exons: 3
Coding region: 30-482 (150 amino acids)
Molecular function (GO): phosphotyrosine residue binding
Source: RefSeq, a predicted model, not a curated record